CUCUCUUGUUCCCGAUCCAUGGGUGGUGUCUACACUGACUCGGGGUUACACGCUACAGUUCCGCCGCCGCCCUCCUGUUCCUGGUCGAAUCAGGAUGACAGUGAUUCACGACCAGGCAAAGGCUCAGGCUCUGAGCCACGAGAUAGAUGCCUUGCUGGCCAAGGGCGCUAUAUUGCCUGUCGACCCCCUGCAGGAUCCAGGGGGCUUUUACUCAAAGUAUUUUUUAGUCCCAAAAAAGACCGGCGGACUCCGUCCAAUUUUGGACCUCAGAGGUCUCAAUGUGUUUUUGAAGACUAUCCCGUUCCACAUGUUGAGCGUCAGGGAUGUGCUUCAGACAAUCUCCCCAGGCGACUGGAUCACCUUGGUCGACUUGAAGGACGCCUACUUUCAUGUUCCGAUUGCAUCACACCAUUGGCAGUUUCUCCGCUUUGCAUUUCAGGGCAGGCAUUUUCAGUUCAGAGUUCUUCCAUUUGGCCUCUCUCUGUCCCCACGGGUGUUCACUCGGUGCGUGGCUGCAGCACUGUCUCCUCUGCAGGCCAAGGGCUUGAAGAUCCUGCCUUACUUGGACGAUUGGCUAAUCUGUGCGCCCACAGAAGCUCAGGCGGCGGCGGACACACACACGUUACUCCAUCACAUAGACUUGUUGGGUCUUCGUGUGAACUGGCAGAAGAGCAACUUGGUUCCCUCUCAGCAGGUCACCUUUCUUGGGGUCACGAUGGACUCCCUCACGAUGACUGCUCGCCCAUCGCCUCAGCGUGUCGAGGGCAUUCUGGAGAUGCUGCCCUCCUUUCUACCAGGCUGCGUACCCCCCUUUGUUGCUUACCUUCGUCUGUUGGGCAAGCUGACUGCUGCUGCUACAGUAGUGCCCCUGGGGUUGUUGUCUCUGCGACCGCUACAGAUGUGGCUCAACAGCCUGAGGCUGGACCCAUCUCGUAUGCAGCACCGCCGCCGGAGACUGCUGGUGUCCAAUCAAUGCCUCGGGUCACUGGCUCAGUGGCGAGAGGCCGAGUUUAUGACCGAAGGUGUUCCGCUGGGCUCGCUCCCGGCUCGUCGAGAAGUUGUCUCUACCGACGCAUCCACCACAGGAUGGGGGGCGUCGUGGCAGCGACAGAUUGCCCGGGGGACAUGGUCUCCGCAGGAAAAGCUGCAGCACAUCAACGCCUUGGAGUUGGAGGCUGUGCAGCGGGCGUUGCGACACUUCCUCCCGGGCCUGCGCAGAAGGCAUGUCCUGGUAUGGUCGGACAAUACUUCUGUGGUUUUUCAUAUCAACCAUCAGGGGGGAACGCGGUCGAUAAUAUUGCUGAGGCUGACCCAGAAGCUCUUGACCUGGGCAGCCCCUCUUUUUUCCAGCCUAAGGGCGGCCCACAUUCCAGGGGUGCAGAAUGUCCCGGCCGAUAUUCUGUCUCGGGGACGCCCACCACCGGGGGAGUGGAGGCUCCACCCGGAGGUAGUGGGGGUCAUUUGGGAGAAAUACGGCAUAGCGGCUGUGGACCUGUUUGCGUCCCGGGAGACAACACAUUGCCCGCUUUGGUUCUCCCUGGCAGACAGUGCCAGUCCUCUGGGUCAGGAUGCACACGAUUGGCCAAGAGUGCUGCUCUAUGCUUUUCCGCCGCUUCCCCUGAUAGGCCCAACGCUCCUGAGAGUCCUUCAGGAGCCUUGA
This is a messenger RNA of Poecilia latipinna (sailfin molly), 1660 nucleotides long. RefSeq lists its product as uncharacterized. The record is from RefSeq and is a predicted model, not a curated record. Gene Ontology annotation, molecular function: nucleic acid binding. NCBI's taxonomy places the organism in Eukaryota, Metazoa, Chordata, Actinopteri, Cyprinodontiformes, Poeciliidae. The transcript has a single exon. The coding region runs from base 95 to 1660 and encodes 521 amino acids.